Metopolophium dirhodum (rose-grain aphid) is the source of this 2305-nucleotide messenger RNA. RefSeq lists its product as uncharacterized. The record is from RefSeq and is a predicted model, not a curated record. The transcript is spliced from 2 exons. Bases 1070 to 1933 code for a protein of 287 amino acids. NCBI's taxonomy places the organism in Eukaryota, Metazoa, Arthropoda, Insecta, Hemiptera, Aphididae.
UAAGUUACUUUUUACAACAAAAAAAAAACUCCCUACAAAAAUCCUGGCUACGCCACUGCUACACAAACAUUCAUAAAUCAUAAAUUAAACAUAAAAUUAUACCUUACUAAUUUUAAGUUUAAGUCUAUAUGUAUGUAUUUAAAAUGGAAUACGGACAUCCGGCCGAAUCCAAACGGCCGACGGCUAUAUAGGCCGACAGUCAGAUAGCCGAAACUAUUUUAGCCGACAAGGUCAAAAGGCCGACACUACGAAAAGCCGACACUAAAAUAAAUUAAGUAUAAGCUAUACAUUUUCAAUUCGAUAACGUAGUGUUGUCUUUUGUUGUAAUAAUGUUAUCGAUAACUUAUCGAAAUUUAACGAUACCUAAUACCUAUAGCCUGUAAUCUACAGUGGGUAUUGCUAUUGCAUGUUCAUAAAUACUGUUUCAGUUGAUUCGUAACCACGCCGCGUCUUUGCAUUCAUUUUUGUGUCGUUGUUUAAUUUAAUUUAUGUAUUUGCAUUAAAUAAUUAUGGAAUAUAAAAUUGAAAUUUUUGGUACAAAAUUAUUAAUUGACAAUUUUAUCAUGAUUAAAAACAAAAACCGUAACAAUAAAUAUUAUUGGGAAUGUGAAAAGAGGAAACAUACUAAACGGCAUAAUAGUAAUAAUGAAUAUUGUAAUGCAAGAGCAGUAACAAUUCUUGUUGAUGGUAAUCAUAUUGUUAAAGAUAAUUCUUUUUUAAAUCACAACCAUGGGCCUGACCCAUGCCGAUUGUUGGUAAAGAAAAACAUAAAAUAUAUUGUUUCAAAAGCUCUGUCUUCGAGAGAUAAACCUUCGCAAAUAAUACAGGAAGCAACGAGUCGCAUCCCCGUCAAUUCUCAGCCAUACAUGCCAUCAGUUGAAGCAACGCGAAAAAUUAUUUCACGGUGUAGAAAACAUCAGAAUCCACCAGAACCAACAAGUCUUUCACAAAUAGAUAUUCCUCUUAACUUAUGUAAGUCUUUUAAUGGUCAAACAUUGAGAGUCACAAAAUAUAUAUUUUUUCUACUAAAGAUGAAAUAUCAAAACUUGUCAAUGCCAAUUAUUGGGUUAUGGAUGGUACAUUUAAAACUGUGCCAAGUAUAUUUUUACAAAUGUACACCAUACAUGCACCUGUUGGUGGAAAUAAUUCUAGAAUUUUGCCAUUAGUAUAUGUUUUAAUGACCAGUAAACAACAAUGUUGUUACGAACGUUUAUUCGAAGACCUAAUAUCAAUUUGUGAUGAUUUCGGUUUCGAUGUUUCACCAAAAUGUAUUAUAACAGAUUUCGAAAAAGCUGCAAUUAAUGCAGCUAAUAAAGUAUUUCCAGAAUGCCAACAAAAAGGGUGUUUUUUUCAUUUAGGCCAAAAUAUUUGGCGAAAAAUCCAGUCUAGUGGAUUGGCUACUAAAUAUGGAGAAAAUGAAGAAUUUAGUUUACAACUUCGAUGUAUGUGGUCACUUGCAUUUUUACACCCAUCAGAUAUACCUAAUGCUUUUGAUCAAUUGAAAGAUUCAUUACCCUAUGACAUUCAAAAUUACUUUGAAGAAAAUUACGUGCAUGGAAAAGUACGAAGGAAAUUUAGAAAUGGAAUAGUAUCUCGAUAUGAGCCAUUGUUUCCACCAUCAUUUUGGUCAAUACAUUUCAAUCAUGAAAACAAUAUUCCAAGGACACAAAACAAAGUCGAAGCAUGGCACAAAAGAUGGAAAGUAUUAGUAGGAGCUGAUCACGUUGGGGUGUAUCGUAUAAUUGAGGAAAUGAGAAAAGAGCAACAACACGUUGUGGGGCAAAUUCAAAUUAUUUUAUCCGGACAAGCAAGGCCAAAACAAAGUUCAAAGUACGUAAAACGUCAAAACCAAAUUCAAACUAUUCUAAAUGAUAAAGAAAACAGAACAACCCUCGAGACAAUAAGAGGUAUUGCAUACAAUUUGCACUAUUAAUUUUUAUUUAUUAACAUUUAACUAUAUAACAUAAUUAUCAAUUAUAAUUUUAUAAACUAUUAGUAUUUUUUAUUUUUUAUGUAUAAAUAUCAAAUUUUUUAAUUUUUAAAACAUAUUAGGAAUAUAAAAUGUACUUAUAAUUAUUAACAAUACACUAAAUUUUAUUUUUAAGAAUAAGUAUCACCUAUAUAUAUAUAUCUGUGUGUGUGCAUAAUUUACCUAUCUCAACAUAAAAUUACUUAAUCGGCCAUUUAAUAUGUCGGCCUAAUGCGUGUCGGCCUAUAAAUUUGUCGGCCAUUUAGUAUGUCGGCCUAUUGCGUGUCAGCCAAAUGUCUGUCGACCAAAUGUCUGUCGGCCGAUUGUACCACACCC